This is a messenger RNA of Myotis brandtii (Brandt's bat), 2513 nucleotides long. It is a transcript of the gene FBXO41, whose product is annotated as F-box protein 41. NCBI's taxonomy places the organism in Eukaryota, Metazoa, Chordata, Mammalia, Chiroptera, Vespertilionidae. The transcript is spliced from 11 exons. The record is from RefSeq and is a predicted model, not a curated record. The annotation marks the transcript as partial. Gene Ontology annotation, molecular function: protein binding.
CUGGAGACGGCGCGGCAGGAGAGCGCGCGGCUGGGGCGCGAGAAGGAGGAGCUGGAGGAGCGGGCGUCUGAGCUCUCGCGCCAGGUGGACGUGAGCGUGGAGCUGCUGGCCUCACUCAAGCAGGACCUAGUGCACAAGGAGCAGGAGCUGAGCCGCAAGCAGCAAACAGUGCCUGGCUCCAAGAAGGGGUGGGAUGGGGAGUUCGGCAGGCCUGGUGCCUCUCCCUUCUCCUUACCGUCUGCUCCACCCCACCGUAGGGCCUCCAGCCGCGUCCCAGCUGCAUCCCAGAGCUCAGGCUGCUACGACAGUGACAGUCUGGAGUUGCCCCGGCCAGAAGAAGGGGCCCCGGAGGACAGUAACCCUGGGGGCGUGGGCACACGGGCCCCGGCUGCCAACGGUGGCUCAGAGCGGGCUCAGGCCCCUCGAAGCUCAGGCCUGCGGCGCCAGGCCAUUCAGAACUGGCAGCGCAGACCCCGCCGGCACAGCACGGAGGGCGAGGAGGGUGACAUUUCGGACGUGGGCUCCCGAACCACCGAGUCCGAGGCUGAGGGCCCCUCGGACGUCCCCCGCCCUGGGCCUGCUAUGGCUGGGCCAGUAAGCAGCUGCCGGCUCUCAGCCCGCUCUGAGGGAGGCAGUGGGCGGGGUCGGCGAGCAGAGAGGGGCAGCCCCUCACGUUCCAAUGAGGUCAUCAGCCCAGAGAUCCUCAAGAUGCGAGCCGCCCUGUUCUGCAUCUUCACCUACUUGGACACCCGCACCCUCCUGCAUGCCGCCGAGGUCUGCCGCGACUGGCGCUUUGUGGCCCGCCACCCUGCUGUCUGGACGCGAGUGCUGCUCGAGAAUGCCCGAGUCUGUUCCAAGUUCUUGGCAAUGCUGGCUCAGUGGUGCACCCAGGCCCACUCGCUGACACUGCAGAACCUGAAGCCUCGGCAGCGGGGCAAGAAGGAAAGCAAGGAGGAGUAUGCCCGGAGCACCCGGGGCUGUCUGGAAGCAGGGCUGGAGUCCCUGCUGAAGGCGGCGGGGGGCAACCUGCUGAUCCUGCGCAUCUCCCACUGUCCCAACAUCCUCACUGACCGCUCGCUCUGGCUGGCCAGCUGCUACUGCCGCGCUCUGCAGGCCGUCACCUACAGGAGCGCCACAGAUCCUGUUGGCCAUGAGGUCAUUUGGGCCCUGGGCGCAGGCUGCAGAGAGAUAGUCUCCCUCCAGGUGGCGCCACUUCACCCCUGCCAGCAGCCCUUGCGCUUCAGUAAUCGUUGCCUGCAGAUGAUCGGUCGCUGUUGGCCCCACCUCAGGGCCCUGGGGGUUGGGGGUGCCGGCUGUGGGGUGCAGGGCCUGGCAUCACUCGCAAGAAACUGCAUGAGGCUGCAGGUCCUGGAGCUGGACCACGUGUCAGAGAUCACCCAGGAGGUGGCGGCUGAGGUCUGCCGGGAAGGCCUGAAAGGGCUGGAGAUGCUGGUGCUCACGGCCACCCCCGUCACCCCCAAAGCCCUGCUGCAUUUCAACAGCAUUUGCCGGAACCUCAAGUCCAUUGUGGUCCAGAUUGGGAUUGCUGAUUAUUUCAAAGAGCCCAGCAGUCCCGAGGCCCAGAAGCUGUUUGAAGACAUGGUGACAAAACUCCAGGCCCUGCGACGGAGGCCCGGCUUCUCUAAGAUCCUGCACAUCAAGGUGGAAGGCGGCUGCUAACCCGGGUGAGGGGCGGCAGGGCCCCUGCCAGCCCCACCCAGGGCACUCUCUUUGGACUUCCAGAGGGACCCUGAUUUGGACUAGACCUUCAGAGGCCUGGUGUCAUCUCUGGCUUCCAGGAAGGGGUUGACGGUUUCCUGUCCUCUCCUGGGAUAGCAGAACAACAGGCCUGACCCUGGGAACUGUCUCUUCAGGGCAGGGGCUCGGACAGAAGCUGCCCCCUGCCCCUACCCAAUCCCCAGCUGGAGCAGCUUUCUGGGCACAGCCAGCGAGGAGCUGUCACCACCAGCACCUGGUGUCUUCCCCCUGAGGGUCUGCAAUAACCACCCAGUGGCCCUUGGCUGCUCUGGCAGGCCUCCAUUCUUGAGGCCCAGCCUCCCGUCAGGUCCUCUGCUAGGCCCCAGGCAGGUCAGACUUGGUAAGGAGGGCUCUUCUCCUGGCCCUGCUCCGUCCCCGCCCUCUGUGGGGCACCCUUCAGACAGCCCACCGGGGACUGGGUCCACAUUCUCUGAGGAUAACACACGGGCCGAGGAGUCUGGGCAAGUGUCAGCCGGAGGUGAGGUAGCAGGAGUGGGCUUGGAAGGGCAAAACAUUCACCCAUAUUCUCUCCCCAGGACAUUGAAACCAUCUCUCCCAAAGGAGGAAAUUGCCAGGAAGAGAAAAAAGUUUCUAUUGAUAUAGGCAAGACCUCCCUCCCCCAAUAACCACAUUUCCCAUACACACAAGAGCUAAAUUCUGAGCUAAAAGGUGCAUGUUUCCAUACCUGUCAGCAAUCCUAACCCAGUCACCUGUGAGAAGCAGUUCCCGUCCUCAAGGAAUGGCCUUCUUUUUUU